Aspergillus eucalypticola CBS 122712 is the source of this 1695-nucleotide messenger RNA. Its product is annotated as Hsp70 family protein. Bases 1 to 1695 code for a protein of 564 amino acids. The transcript has 6 exons. Lineage: Eukaryota; Fungi; Ascomycota; Eurotiomycetes; Eurotiales; Aspergillaceae. The record is from RefSeq and is a predicted model, not a curated record.
AUGAACAACCAGGACCGUCUCGUCGUUGGAUUGGACCAUGGUACGAGCAAAACGGCCCUGACAUACUGGGCACAAAGCCGAGGGGAGGUUGUGGAGUGGACGCCUGUUAACCGCAUUCCGAUCACACCGUCCGUCAUGGCCUACCCCGACAAAAGGCCGCCCCUUUGGGGCAACGCCGCCAGAGAACAUCGCGACCGCGUUUCCUGGUCCAAGUUACUGGUGGAUGGCUCUUCGCCUGUACCAGUGAAUGGACUGGAUCUCAGGGCUCUCCUCGGAGACAAAGGCUUCAGCUUUUAUCGAAAUCGCAUCCGGAUUACGCGCGUCAUAGCGGACUAUCUACGAAAUAUCCGAUUGUCUUUCUGCAAUGACCCCAACGUCACCAAAAACUUAAGGAUUCGAGCCCUGCCACCCAUUGCCUGGCACUUUUCAAUGCCAGCCUGUUGGUCCAGAGAUGGAGUCAAGACAAUGAUGGCUGCAGUGGAGACGGCUGGAUUUCUAGACAACGGCGGUACCGUUUCCUACUAUUCGGAAGCGACGGCCGCUGCCAUUGGGGUCUCCUACAGACUCAUCGCCAAUUCCGUCCAGGUAGGGGAUAAACUACUCGUGUGCGACCUUGGGGGCGUCACCAACGAUUUUACGACCUUCAAAAUCACGGGGGUCGAUCCGAAUCAUCCCCGACGAUUGUCCUUUCAACAAAUCGGCAAUCACAGUUCGGCUGAUUGUACAAAUCCGCACAUUGAGAAUGCCCUUCUAUGGCACAUCCGGCGAGAGCUGGGUCUGCCGCUGAAAUCUGGGGAUGUGGCUCGCCUAGCGGUUGAAGCUGCCAGGGCGGCGAAGGAACGAUACAAUGGUCGUGGCAACGUGACUGUUACCCUCCCCAUUGCCUGGGACUAUCUGCAAAGACGGUACGCCGGCGGCUGCGACAGUUUUAACUUUGACGACAGACAGUUUACUUUCAGCGCCAGCGUGCUUCAGGGAGCCAUGGAUUUGGUUGUCACUGACGUCCUGGGCCGGAUAAAAGAUCAAGCCAGGUCGUGCGGCGCCAAUAAGAUAGCCGUUGUGGGAGGCUUGAGCUGUUCCCGGUAUUUCCAGAGACGAAUAGAGGCCGAUUUUGCCAAUAUCCCCGAGGUCAGCCAUCUGCUGCCUGUGAAUUAUUUUGAUGGCUAUGACCCCAUGACAAUUGUUUCACACGGUUUGACCCGUAUAGGGAGCGCCCCAAACCCUAUGCAGUAUAGGAGUCAAUGGGAGUAUGGGAUUUUCAGCUCCUUCAUCGAACGACUUGGGACCGGGGAUCUGCACUCCGAAUAUCGUCAUACGACUGCUAUUACUUUGGUUCAGGCGAGUAAUAAUGUGCCCCGACAAGGGCAGGUACGAUUUCGCCUUAGUGUACGCAGCCGAUACCUCUCGGAGGACAUAAUGAUAAGACGGCGUGAUGUGGCUGGCAACGUGCAAACCGCUGCGUUGUGCAAGCACAAUGUUGACGAUAAUACCCCCUAUGUUGAUGAGUACCGGUACCGGGAUCUGAAUGUAACUGUCCGCUACUAUGAGAUAGUUGCAUCUUGGUCAUUGAAGGCAGACGCCCACUUCAACAUGGAAUGGAGAUUCGAGGCGGAGGCCCCGGGCACCGGAUUGCUGCAUGAAGUAGCAACCGUCAGCCAUCGAGCGGAUGAGAUAAUGAUCUGCUGGGCCACUUGA